Messenger RNA from Dinoponera quadriceps, 1311 nucleotides. Its product is annotated as fatty acid synthase-like. The record is from RefSeq and is a predicted model, not a curated record. Gene Ontology annotation, molecular function: fatty acid synthase activity. NCBI's taxonomy places the organism in Eukaryota, Metazoa, Arthropoda, Insecta, Hymenoptera, Formicidae. Gene Ontology annotation, biological process: fatty acid biosynthetic process. The transcript has 4 exons. Bases 46 to 1311 code for a protein of 421 amino acids.
ACCUAGACAGCAUAGAUCUCCUAGGAAUAUCCUAAGAAUAUCAAGAUGAUGUCCCAAUAUGUUAAAGCCGUCUACAGAAUGUCCACAAUUGACGAUAAUAUUACGAAUCGCAGUAAGUCCCUAGAGAUUAUGAAAUCGAAAUUUUUGGAGCUUCUGAGUCAGAUGUUACCAUCGCAAUCAUUAAAAACUCGCGGUCCAGUAUGGUUGGGCAGAUAUGAACGGGACAACACACCUGCAACAAUAGCACAAUUUUAUGCUGACAGUUUAUUCCAUCCAGUACCAUUCGGAAAAAUUAUAACUUUGAUACCGGAGGAUGCGAUACUUGUCCAAAUAGCAAUUCAAAAUGGUUUUCACACCAUUAUAGCAAAGUCGUUGGAAUCAACAGUCAUUUCACUGUGCAAACGCGAACAGAAACAUACCAUACAAAGUUUUUUAGAAGGAAUUGGUGAUCUUUAUAAUAUAGGUUUUCAGCCACAGAUUGCAAAUUUAUAUCCACCAGUGCAAUUUCCAGUUAGUCGCGGAACACCAAUGAUAUCUCCUCUUGUUAGAUGGGAUCAUACCGACGAUUACUAUGUCUAUCAGUACAGAGGACAACACAUAAUUUCCAGUAGAGAAAGACUUGUCAGUAUUACAACCACUGACGGAGAAUUCGAAUAUUUUUCUGGUCAUGUAAUUGAUGGAAAAAAUUUGUUACCGGCGACAGGUUAUCUUUUUUUAAUUUGGCACAUGAUUGGUUUGUUGAGUGGCAUUGAUUAUCGCAACAUACCGAUUGUAUUUGAAAAUGUUAAAUUUGUCCGCGCUACUAACGUAUCGAAGAGAGAAAAUUUGAAUUUACUUCUUAUAAUACAAGAAGGAAGUAAUAACUUCGAGAUUAUAGAAGGUGACAACGUAAUCGUCAGUGGAUUCGCAAGGGUACCUAACGAUAUUGCCUGUGAAAAACUACCUGUUCAAUUUUUAUCCAACAGUGAUGAAGAUAAUGAGUACAUGAAAACAGCAGAUAUUUAUAAGGAGCUCCGACUCCGUGGUUAUCAGUAUACUGGUUUAUUUCGUUUGCUGAAGAGCGCUUCUAUCACUGGUAAAGUAGGGCAUAUCAGGUGGCCUAUAAAUUGGGCAGCAUUUAUGGACAAUAUGCUACAAAUGAAAAUCCUAACGUUUGAUUCAAGAAAUAUUUGCGUGCCGACUGAAAUUCGCAAAUUGAUAAUCGAUCCUGAAUAUCACAUGAAACAGUUGCACAAUAUUUCCGAUCAAGAUAAAAGUAAGUCUGAGUUAUCCUCAAAUAUUUUCGUAAACAGUUGCAGAUAUAUUAGGUGA